CCCUAGCUGCUGCGAGCGAACUCCAACUCUCACACACCAUUCCCAAAUUCCUUCCCCACUACCAUCUCUUCUUCACACUACUCUCCCUCCUCCCAAUCUCGAGUUCCUUCCCGUCAUUUUGAUCUCCCGAAUUGCAAAAAUCCCUGCAAUCACACCUCUUUCUUGCUCUCUCUUCCCGCCCAAUUCUCCGGUGUCUUUCUCCCCCUCUCAAUUCGUCGUUUACCCGAUUUCCCACCGGUCAAUUCGUAUCUUUUUACCCCGUUGCUUAUUGGGAUUCCUGGAAUUGGGCCGCUGCUGCUGUCGACUUAUCAUUUGUAUCGAAUCAAUGGUAUUGUAAUCUCCUGUUGCGGAAGAUCACUGUAGGAAGGAAGCGCGCAGUCUCCCAGCGUAUUGGGGUUUCUUAUAGUCGAGGGUCUUACUUACAAAGGUGCAGGAGACUAGUCGCUGACGAACCCAAGCUGUGAUUUUUGUUACUUCCCCGGUUGAAGAAUUUUUCGGGGAUUCAUGUCAAUGGUGUGUGUUUGAGCCUCUCGUCGACUUUGUUUGAAUUUCCCGUCAAUGCCGCGUCCUUUCUUUCAAUCUCAUUUGUCUCUUUCGUUUUGUGGGUAUUGCUUCCUUUUUUUUUUUUUUUUGUGUGUGUUUUCAGAUGAAGCUCAGGCUAGUUUGUUGAGUUUCAUCGUAGAGUUUUAUAUUUGAAUUAGAUUGGAUCACCAGUAGUAGGAUAAAGGAACCGAUUUCCUUUUUCCGUACGGAUCAAGUUUUGACUUGUUAGUAGUUGAAAAUCAAAUUACUUUCCGAGAGUCGUUCUAGCUCUGUCGAAGCAAGUUAUUAAAGCUCUUGGAUUCAUUGGUGGGAAGAAUUUACAUUCAAAUAAAGUCUCCUGUUAUUGAUGAUGCUUGGCUAAGACUCAAUCUUUAUUGAGGCUGAACUCAUCCGAUAUGUUCAGGAAUAAUUUCACAUCUUUUAGAAAAGAAGUAAUGCAGGAGAAAGAUUUAGCAAAAUGCCUAACUUUAAGAUUUACUGCAUUGGUUAUUGUCAUUUCACUAGCUUCCUGUUCUUGAUUGUCGGGGUUACUUGAGGAAAGGGAUAUCUCGUGAAUUUGGAUGCCAGCAGCUACUUUUGUCUUACCCUUAAGCAUACUGACUGUACGUCUGUGUCCUGGCAUAUUUUGAAUGCAUUUGUUAUGCAUGUCUGAUCAUUAACAUGAGCAUAACUGUUGUUGGAAAUUUGAGCUUUCAUGGAAUUAUAACGCCAUGGCAUUCAUCUUGCAGAUAGUUUAUCAUCGAUUGAGGAAAUACUGAUACAUGGAUCCUGAUACCAAGAAGUUUGGAAGUGGACCAAGAGAGUUGACUGGUGCUAUUGAUCUUAUAAGUCAUUUCAAAUUGUUGCCCCAUCACGACUUCUUUUGCAAGAAAUCACUUCCUGUGUCAAUUGCUGACACACACUACCUUCAUAAUGUUGUUGGAGAUACUGAAAUCAGAAAAGGGGAUGGGAUGCAAUUGGACCAGCUUAUCCAGAAUAAUUCCCAGCCAAGAGAUGGAAGUAUACGUAUAAAGCCAUUCGACCUUGAUUUGCUUAGGGAAGCCUUCCAACUGAAGGAAACCACUCCUGUAGAAUUGCCUGCUUCGGAAAAGGGGACUCCUACGAUUGCAGGAAAAUCAAAGACCGAGUCGAAAGACAAGGAGAGAAAGCAUAAAAAGCACAAGGAUAAAGAUAAGGACAAGGAUAGAGAGCAUAAGAAGCAUAAGCACCGUCAUCGAGACAAAGAUAAAGACCGAAGUAAGGAUAAAGACAAGGAGAAGAAGAAGGACAAAAGUGGUCACCAUGAAUCUAAUCCCGAUCACUCAAGAAAGCACCAUGAAAAGAAACGGAAACACGAUGGGGACGAAGAGCUAAAUGAUGUUCACAGACACAAGAAAAGUAAGCACAAGAGCUCAAAAAUCGAUGACAUUGGCGCAAUCAAAGUAGCAGGCUGAAAAAUGAUUGGCAUCCUAUUGUUCAUUGUUUUUGGAAGUGGUUAUUUAGAGUUUGGGAAAGGCUUUUGACUUCCAAGUUUUCAUAUGUAGGAGGUAAAUCCCAUUUUCCCUUGCUCUUGGAACUGAUUCUCCCUUUCCAAUUUAGAAUCGAAAUAAUCAAGAUGGUGACUUUAGCAACAUCCUUCACCAUGAGUUCAUACGACUUACUGCUUGCUGCUCCUUAUUGUGCAGGGUAGGUUCAGAACUGACUGAGAGAAUAUGAGGGGAAUGGUGAAUUCACCUAAUACCUUGAUAUUUAAUUAGGGUUCCUGCAAAAAAAGAACUUUGUAUGAUGACGAUAGUUGAUCUGGUACAGUGAGUGAUGAAAUAGGGCAUGACUCGGGUCGGUUUUUUUUCUUUUCUUCUUUUUACGCUCUCCUCCCUCAGGUUCUGUGAAUGUUUCCAAAGCAUGUAAACAUUUGUUCUACCGUCUAAGUUUAGAAUAGAGGUGGGCAGCCUUAGUGAUGUAUGGAAGUCUGAUGUCUGAAUAUGUUGGAAUCUGCAACCGUUAAAAAGUAGGGGUGGUAGAGUUGGGGUUUUGGGGGGGAGAACAAGGGGGUGAUUGUAUAUAGAAAAAGUGGAAAUCCAUUCUUACACACGGUUGUGGCAAAUGAGUAAAUUGUGUUCAUUCAAGAAUAUAAUGUUGCAUGGAAGGAUUUAGUGUUCGUGUAAAGUGCAGCAGAGUUGAAUAUCAGAUGAUGGAACUGUUGUAAGAAUGCAUGGAUGUGAGAAUGGAUAGGAAUGACCUGUUAUGUAAAAUCUUGUGGUCUAGUUUCUGCUUAGUUUAGAGCUGCCAAUAGUUUGCUGGAAGAUCAUAAACCUGGUACUUGAUGAUUAUCAAAUUGAGUAGCACCUUUGUUGUCUGAUGAUAAAGACACUAACUUUAGUUUGUGUGCUGAGUGCUGACCCUAAGAAUCCCACUUAUGAUUAUGGAAUAUCGUUCAACUUGUAUAUCUUUGAACUAUACGUCAUUUUCGAUCACUUUGGUUCUUGCUGGACGUUGUUCUGGUUAAAAAAGUCCAGAUUUUUCCAGUUGUGCAUAGAGAAUGCAGCAUCUUGUUCCUCGACGCUAGCUGCUGCCGCCAGAGUCAUUGGUGUCAGGGAAGAUAGCAAGAAUAAGAUCAGUGGUAUUGU
Linum trigynum is the source of this 3149-nucleotide messenger RNA. The record is from the annotation of a GenBank genome assembly. NCBI's taxonomy places the organism in Eukaryota, Viridiplantae, Streptophyta, Magnoliopsida, Malpighiales, Linaceae.